Macrobrachium nipponense is the source of this 2731-nucleotide messenger RNA. Its product is annotated as gastrula zinc finger protein XlCGF7.1-like. Gene Ontology annotation, molecular function: DNA-binding transcription repressor activity, RNA polymerase II-specific; RNA polymerase II cis-regulatory region sequence-specific DNA binding. Bases 863 to 1846 code for a protein of 327 amino acids. The record is from RefSeq and is a predicted model, not a curated record. Gene Ontology annotation, cellular component: nucleoplasm. Gene Ontology annotation, biological process: regulation of transcription by RNA polymerase II. The transcript is spliced from 3 exons. NCBI's taxonomy places the organism in Eukaryota, Metazoa, Arthropoda, Malacostraca, Decapoda, Palaemonidae.
GUGUGGUGGUUCUGUAUGUUCAGCAUGUUGGCCUGAUGAGAGUACAAACCUUCAUCUUUUACAAAGGAGCAUUCAUGGCUAAAGAUAGAAAUGUUUGUUGUAGCUUAGUGACAAAGUACUGUAGUUAAUUGUAGAAGACAGGUGUUGAGUUUGGUAUGUAAAUCUAUACUGCAAGGGGUAUAAUGGCUGGUCUCCUUCACAUUGGAAGGGAUAUGGGAUGAAGAGAAAAAAGACCUAAAAGCUGUCACCCAUGAACCUGGAGUAAGAGUUUCACUUCCAAAAGAGUGAAUGUCAAAUUCUGGCUGAAGUGCUAUGGAACUUCGUCGAAGGUUCUGGAUUUUUAAAAUCUUUUUAUUAAGAAGGUAUGAAUAUAUGGGAAAGAAAUGUAAAUGCAUAUUACCAUUACCAUCUUUGUAGUUUAAGGUACUGGAUUUCUGUACAAUUAAUUUAGAACUUUCUUGGUGAAACUAAAUAUUUAAUUUUGUCAGAUUUAUGUCAGAGUCAAUGAAGUGAUGUUGUACUCAUAGAAAUUGCAGUCAUUGUACUUCAUUUGCAAUACAUUUUAUGUGUAUGGAUUCAUUUUUAGAUAUAUAAACCCAUUUAAUAUUCGUAAAUGCUUUCAUUUUUGCAUGCAAUCUUGUCCUUAAAUGAACAAGUCUAAACUUUGAUGUUAGAUGAUGCUGUUUGUGUAAGAGAUUGUUUUUAAAAAAAGGAUAAUGGAUUACUUUAUGGUGGAAAUUUUUCUUAAAAAGUAGCACUUCUCUCUGUAAGGUCAAUACAAAGAGAUGCAUUAGUUUGUGUUCAUUUAUAGAUUUGGGGAUGCAAUGAAAAGAGCACAUGAUUCAAGGACAGAAAAGCUAAAAUGAAUCCAGAACACUCUUUAGAAUUUCCUCUGAAAAAGGAAAUUAAAGAGCCAUCGCUACCCUCUCUAAUCACUUGUAAAAAUGAAGAUUUGGUUGAUUACAGUACAGCUGACAAUGAUGGCUGUUCACUGGAUCCAAUGUUAGAAGUCAAGAUAAAACCAGAAUUGUAUGAUCCUAACACUAGUAAAAAAGAAGUGAGUGAAGAAGGAAGUGUUCAUGUGUGGACUGGUAUCCAAGAUGAAGGUGAUGUAUAUUUUGAGUCCUGUAAGAAACAGAAAGGAAGACUUAAAAAACAGCAGAAAAUCCAGAAGGAAAAGGAGAGAUUUUUAUCCAUUGUAAAUGGAGAAAAUUUUCCACGGAAGGAGGUUCUUGAGAACCAUGUGGUGAUCCAUUCCGAAGAGCAGCUCAUGAACAGUGAAUUGGGAAAACCUUGUCAUGAAAGUAAUUUAAAAACUCUGGUGUUAAGUCACCCUGGAGAGAAGCCAUUCAAGUGUGAGAACUGUGGAAAGAAGUUUGGUCAGAAAUAUACGCUCAAAAAUCACAUGCUAAUUCAUACUGGGGAGAAGCCAUUCAGAUGUAGUGACUGUGGGAAAGGAUUUUCUCAGAAAAUUCACCUUGCAAAUCAUGUAAGAAUUCACACUGGAGAAAAGCCAUUUGUUUGCAGUAAUUGUGGGAAAGCGUACGCCCAGAAAAUUCAGCUUACUGAUCAUAUGAGGAUACACUCGGGAGAGAAACCAUUUAGUUGCAAUGAGUGUGGGAAAGCCUUCUCGAGGAAAAGCUUUCUUAGGAGACAUAUGAAUAGUCAUGCUGGAGUGAAGUCUUUCAGUUGCCCUGAUUGCGAGAGAGCAUUUUCUCAGAAAAUCCAUCUCACAAAACAUAUGAGGAUUCACACUGGAGAAAAACCGUUCAAAUGCAGUGAGUGUGGAAAAACCUUUUCUCGGAAAUAUUCUCUCAAGAGUCACUUGAAGUGUCAUAAUAGAUAGGUUGUGGUAGAGCUUUAUUGGAAAAAUCAGAUUAAAAAUCAUUUGAGGAUUCAUAGUGGUGGGAAACCUUUGGGUUCUAAAAAUGAAGGCAGUGGGUAUUUGCUUAAAAGUAUCCUUAGAACUUGUAUGAGGAAAUGUAGUAGAGAAGUCACUCAUCUGCUCUGGAUGUGGUGACUCCAUAUUACAAAUCCAUAAUAAAAUCAUGUAUGAUGUUGCACCAGAAAGAAUUUAUUUAGAUACAGUGAAUAUUAAAAAAUUUUAUUCAAAAAAUGAUAGGAUUCACACUUGAGAAUAGCAUUUUGGUUGCAGUGAAUGUGGGGAAGUCUCCUUAGAAAACUUUAGAGGUUAUAGGAUUAACCUGAGUGGAGGGAUGUACAUUAGAUGCAGGGUAUGAGGGAAAGCUUUUUCUUAUUAAAAUGAUCAUACAAAGCAUAAGUGAUAUCUCAUAGUUCUUGUGAGAAUGUGCAUAGAGGAGGUAAAGUUUUGACUACUAAGAAUAAAAAAGGCUAAUGUCAAAAAAUGUAAACUGGGAGCUAAGACAGGUAAGCCUCGUUCCUAAGUCUAAAGGCAUUCCUUGCAGAAAACAUCUGAGUUCAUGCAGGAAGUGGAAAAUAUCUAAAAAAAAAAGUAUAAAAUUUUUUAUUGUAUAGUGGCAGUAAUGGGAAGCGAUGUACAAGGCAUGCCAUGAUUAAAGAGGAAUAUGGUUUAAAUGGAUGCAUCUCAAAAGUUGCAUAAGUUUUGAGGACGGAAGACAAUGAAACCAGUCAUUUUUGUGGAGAAAGGAUAGUAUAUACAUGUAUGAAAACCAUAUUUCCAAGUUAAUAUUGAGGAAUUCCCUUUGCAUCUGUCACUUGACAUUUUUUAAAAAUAAAAUGUUUGACGUUA